AUGAGCUCGCCUUUCUCCUGUCUUCCAAAUGAAGUUUUAGUUCUCAUCUUAAGAAGAUUGAGUCCUGCUGAUAUCAACAACUUAUUCGCCAUCGGUUCAAUAGCUCAAAGACUUAAGCAAUUUAUCAGACUGAUUAAGGAUUCUUCACAAACAAGGUAUUUCCACAAUGUUCCAUCAGAAUUAGACUAUAAAAUCAGUGGGAAUAUUGCCAUCCCAAGUAUUGGAUUACUUCAGCUGUUUGAAAUAUCAGAUAUAUGUCUUUUCAUGGAUAAGAUGACACAUGUUCAAAAUGAAGUUUCUAAAGUUGUUGUUUUUUUAAAUCAAGAUUUUGCAAUUGAUAUCUUUGGUAAUGGUGAUUAUGACUCAGAAUAUAGAGCUCAAAAAAUGUAUGCCAGGGUUCUUAGAGAGUAUGCUUGCAGAGGACCUAAACUUUUUGACCAAUUGUGUUUUAGUGCUUUUGAAUUUUUCGAAGAGAUUGGUCUUGUGUUUGAUCCUGCAACAUUUCAUAUACCAAAAGUGAAAAAACUCAUCUUAUCUGAUUGUGAAAAUAUAAAUGAUUCAGUUAUGUUUGAUUGCAAAGAAUUGGAACAUUUAGAUAUAAGCGGACCUGGUUUCAAUUCAUUUUCAAAAUCCCUUAAUUUUGAAUUCUUGAAGGCAUUAGAACUUUCAGAUGUUGGAGAUAUAAACCUUCAUAGAGUACUUUUCAAGCAUUUGGAGCAUUUUACUAUCAAGAAUAGACCUCGUCCUUAUAGUUCUAGUCCUUCAAAUUCAGUUGUUAAGAUCUCAUGGUGUAUUUUCCCUAAAAUGAGACAUAUAGUGUUUGAAGCAUCAAAUAAAUUGGAGAUUGAUAAGUUGGCUACAUUGAAUCUUUUAACAAUGAAGAUUAAUUCUGAUGAACAAUUAGUUUUCAAAAAUACAAAGUUACCAAAAGUUGAAUAUAUUGAACUUACAUCUAAGAAAUUCCCAAUUAUUGAAAAUGUCGAUAGUCAAAGUUUAAAGCAUGUUUAUCUAGAUAUUAAUGACGCUGGUAGCUCAUCAGCUGAUCAUGGAUUUUUUAAACAAUCACCAAGUUUAUGGGUUAAUAAGUAUCCAAUUGAAUUCUUGCAAAAUAUUGGUUCAAAUGCUAGUUUUGAAUAUUUUGGUACUGUAUUGAGAGAAGAAGAUAAAGCAAAAUUAGGCGCUAUGAGUCCUUUAAAUGCUAAAUGUAUUGAAUUAAAGCUUAUUGGGGAUCAAUUUGAAUCAAUUCCUAAAUUGAAAGCACCUUUACUUAAAAGUUUAAAAGUCAAUUGUUCUGCGUUGAAAACUCUAGAUAAUAUGAAGAUUGAUUAUCCAAAUUUAGAAGAAUUGAGUUUGAAAUGUUCAGGUAUUCCUUUAAAUAUCAUUGGAUGGAUUCAUCCAAACUUGAAAAGAUUACAAAUUGAUGCCACUAAUCAACCGUUACAAUUCAUUGGAUCUCUUGAAAACUUGGAGGCUUUCACUGUUACAAGAGAUUGGGAAUCAUUGAGAUCGGAUCCAGAUGAGAUAAGAGUUUCAAUUGAUAUCUCAGCCCCUAAAUUGAUCACAUACGUCAUGGAUCGUGUGAAACUAAGAUUUUUGAAUGUAUUAAAUUUCCCAAAUUUACAAUUACUUUCAAUUGAUAAAGUUGAUAAUUUAAUAGGUGGUGAUCUUAAAUCUUUGAUAAGAUUAGAUUUGAUAGGAUCAAAUAUGAAUUUAUUGAAAUUAAGAGCUCCAAACUUGGAAGUUCUUGAGUUAUUCAAUACUAGAAUCAAGACCCGGAAACUUGAUUCAGGACUUGGUUUAUCACCACAAGCUAAAAGAGAAAGAUUUGGUUCUGAUUAUAAUCCUGAAUUGGAGAAAAUUGAAACAUUCCCAAAUUUAUAUACUGAAACAUAUUUGGACAAAAUCAGUGAAAAUAUUCCAUUGAAAGAGGAUGAAGGUGAUGGUAGUCAUUUUGAAACUUAUGUUUCAAAUGGUAAAUUUAAAAAAAGGGAUUUUUCCAAUCCAAGUUACUCUGAUGAUGAAAAUUUGAUGUGA
Molecule: messenger RNA, 2034 nt
Organism: Hansenula ciferrii
Lineage: Eukaryota; Fungi; Ascomycota; Saccharomycetes; Phaffomycetales; Wickerhamomycetaceae
Product: F-box protein
Exons: 1
Coding region: 1-2034 (677 amino acids)
Molecular function (GO): protein binding
Source: RefSeq, a predicted model, not a curated record